Molecule: messenger RNA, 6520 nt
Organism: Pygocentrus nattereri (red-bellied piranha)
Lineage: Eukaryota; Metazoa; Chordata; Actinopteri; Characiformes; Serrasalmidae
Gene: sh3rf1
Product: SH3 domain containing ring finger 1
Exons: 12
Coding region: 448-3120 (890 amino acids)
Molecular function (GO): protein binding
Source: RefSeq, a predicted model, not a curated record
CCUGCUUUUUCUCGUCAGUUGAUGAAGCUUGCUCACUUGGGUCGUGUCUCCGGUUCGAAGACCGAAGUAAACCGCCUCGUUUUUGACCGUAUAGGCUCCGAAGAGAGCAUGUAAACUAAAAUCGUGCCUAGAGGUAAGCGGCAGAGGUUUCAGGGUCUAAUUUCCGAGCGAGUUUCCUAACCUACGGUUCUGAAGCGACUGAACUCGGGAAGAAACUGUUUUGUGGGAAAGGAGGAGUAACUGGAGCGAAGGCCGUGUUCAAGUGGCUGCUGGUAACGUGACCAUGAGCGCGGCAUGGGAGUGACGUGACAGCAGGGGUGGAUCUUGGCGCUCUUUCUUUCUGUCUCUCUCACACACGCGCGCACACAAGCACACUAUGCUUCUCUCUGCUCCGAGAGACAGAACUGAGUGAGCGAGCACGUGGAGAGGGACAGCGCGGGUGCCAGAAUGGACGAGUCAGCUCUCCUGGACCUCCUGGAGUGUCCAGUUUGCUUGGAGCGGCUGGAUGCUACGGCCAAGGUGCUGCCGUGCCAGCACACAUUUUGCCGCCGCUGCCUGCUUGGCAUUGUGAGCUCUCGUGGGGAGCUGCGCUGCCCAGAGUGCCGCACACUCGUGGAGAGCGGCGUGGAUGAGUUGCCUAGCAACAUCUUGCUGGUGCGUCUGCUGGACGGCAUCAAGCAGAGGCCCAGGCGGGCAGGGACAGGACCGGCAGCGGCGGCAGCAGCUGUGACAGUAGCGGCAGGCUGUACCAAUGGCUCGGUGGGUGGCGGACAGAGGAGCCAGGGGCCCAGUGGAGGAGGACAGAGGGAGCAAGCAAUCCCAGGAGCGCAGCCCCAGAGAGUCCAGACCAAAAGCACGCCAGUCAGAGGUGUUCCCCAGCUCCCUUGCGCAAAAGCCUUAUACAACUACGAUGGCAAAGAACCUGGUGAUCUCAAGUUCAGCAAAGGGGACAUCAUCAUCCUGCGCCGGCAGGUGGAUGAGAACUGGUACCAUGGCGAGGUGGGCGGAAUCCACGGCUUCUUCCCCGUCAGCUUUGUGCAGGUGAUCAAGCCGCUGCCCCAGCCGCCCCCGCAGUGUAAGGCCCUGUAUGACUUUGAACUCAAAGACAAAGAGGCAGACAAGGACUGCCUUCCGUUCUCAAAGGAUGACAUUCUGACAGUGAUUCGGCGAGUGGACCAGAACUGGGCUGAAGGAAUGCUGGGAGAUAAAAUUGGCAUCUUUCCCAUAUCAUAUGUAGAGUUUAACACAGCAGCACGGCAGCUUAUUGAGCUGGACAAGGUGCUAGACGGUGGAGGUGACUUGGGUGAGGGGCCCUCCUCUGCCACGGGCCCCCAGGCCAACGGCCCACAGAAGGCUGCAAGCGAGAAGAAGAACAGUAAAAAACGUCACUCGUUUACCUCCCUGACCAUGUCCCACAAGCCAUGCCUGGCCCCGCCACCUCAGAGGCAUUCCAUGGAGAUCAGUGGCCCAGUGCUCAUCAGCUCCUCCAACCCCACGGCAGCAGCCCGCAUUGGGGAGCUCAGCGGAGGACUGUCCUCUAGCGCCCCCUCCCAGGUUCACAUUUGCACGACAGGGCUCAUCGUCACGCCCCCACCAAGUAGCCCUGUAACUACGGCGACAGUCUUCACCUUUCCCCCAGAGACGAGCUACGCCUCAAUCCCAGUGGACGCUCUUCCUCCUCCUCCACCUCCUCCUCCACAGUCUUCUGCUGUAGGCGCUGCCUCCUCGUUGGCUGUUGGCCAAAGGCCUUCCCCCACAGCAAGUGAGCAGAGCAGCCGACAGAGACCGACAGUGUAUGUAGCGAUGUUCCCAUACACACCUCGUAAGGAAGAUGAGCUGGAGCUGAGGAAAGGCGAGAUGUUCCUGGUGUUGGAGCGCUGUCAGGAUGGCUGGUUUAAAGGAACAUCUAUGCACACUGGCAAGAUCGGAGUGUUUCCUGGCAACUAUAUGAGUCCUAUCAGCAGGACGGCAGCCAGCAACAAUCAGCCCAAAGUGCCCCUAACACUGUGCUCACAGGCUGGGCGCAGCAUCACCAUCAUUAGCCCCUCCUCUGCCCAUCUUGGAGCUGGUCUGGGUGGCAUAGAUCCCAAUAAGCCCCUCUCAGUUUGUACAGGUCCUGCUCCUUCUAGCCCACUGCCGGCUGCCGUAGUGACAGCUGCUCACGUGCCUCCUGGUCAGCACCCCAAAGUGCUGAUGCAUGUGACAUCACAGAUGACGGUCAAUCAGGCUCGCAAUGCUGUUAGGACAGGAGUCUGUCACAGUCAGGAUCGUCCAACUGCGGCUGUAACACCCAUCCAGUCCCAGAAUGCUACGGCUUUUCCGUCUCACCUGGCGGUGUGCCCGCAGCCAUCACUUGGUCCUGGUUCUGCUUCUGGCUCCACUUCUAGCCCUGCCUCAAACAGAAUAGGUGUGGCUAUGGGCUGUGCUGCUGCUUCCCUCACCCCACCCAAUGUCAGUGCUGCUUCUCUGGAAGUCGAUGCCAUGAGGCCCACCAUGGUGGCGCUUCCGGUUGGUUCUGGUAACACCAAGCCCCUCGGUGCCACGGCAACAAAUCAGGCUGCUGCUUGUAGGCUGGAUAAGGACUGCAAGAGGGAGAAGAAAGGUCUGUUGAAACUGCUGUCUAACAAAAAGAAGCUCCGCCCCUCUCCUCCAUCCUCACCGACGUUGGAGGCGGAGCAGGCUGCUGCUGCUGAAAUGACACAGGGUGCCAUGGGGGCUGAAAUGCUCCUCCCUACUUCUGCAGCAGUGGGAAACCAAGCUAGAACUGGGUCCUGUCCAGUGGAGUCUGAGAUGUCUGUACCGUGUUCGUCAUCCUCGUCUUCAAACACUGACGCAGCACACCGCAGAAGUGGCUCCCAGGAUAGCCCUGCCCCCAUUGCACCGCCACCACGGCAACCAUGCUCCUCCCUCCUCUCCAUGCAGCAUGACGGCAGGCCAAUAGUAUGCGAGAGAUAUCGAGUGGUGGUGUCAUACCCUCCACAGAGCGAGGCUGAGCUGGAGCUGAAGGAGGGAGACAUUGUGUUUGUGCAUAAGAAACGAGAGGACGGCUGGUUCAAAGGAACGCUCCAGAGGAACGGUCGAACAGGCCUCUUUCCCGGCAGCUUCGUUGACAGCAUCUGACUUUGUGAAAACAUGCUUGCCGUAAAGCAACACGGUUCCACCAAACUCAUAUCAGGUUAACAGCUGUGGCUGUUUUGCACUGCUGCCUAGAAAGCAGCUGACAAACGAGCGAUUGACAGAACAGAAAAGGUUACUGCAUCUGACAACAUAUCCGUGAGUUGAUCUAAGAGCAAGUCGACCCUGGAGGUCUUACAUCCUGGGCCGCCACAGAACCUUGGAGCUGAACAUAGACUUGCAGCUUACACAGAGACCCUCUAAACUGACCCCUAGGUGGGCCAAUCAGCACAUACUCAAGCACAUAUAGAAAACCUUUUAUCCGGCGCAGACAACAUGAUGGAGCUGGCUUAGCCUUUAGAGCCUUUAGCACCCAAUUCAGAGAAUAGUAGAGCUAGUCAUGUGAUGAUUUGUUAAUUUAUGUAUCUGUAACGUUUCAAAAAGGUUUAAAUGUGUGCCUUGUACUGUCUCUCACUUUAUUGUAUAUAAGCAAACAAAGCUGAUAUAUGAGUCGCAAAACAGUAUGAACUGAGCUAGGCUGGAAAAUAUGAAUUUAACUUAUUUUUUUUAUUUAGUUUGGGUUGUAUGUUAUUGAUGGAUGACUGAUGUGGGUGGAGCUAUGUGAACUCAAGCAAUGAUUGAUUGGAUGUCCCAGAUGCGUGUCACUGAUGCACUGCUUGGCCAUUGUAAGAGGCUGCUUGAUGUCAUCACUGUUCCCUCCUUGGUUCAACAAUAUGGCCCAGUUAAACUACUGUUGAGCAUCUUAAUUUUAGAGUUAGAUAUGACUUCCCAGUUUACUACUGAUUUAAGAGUGCUUAUUAGAAACAGUACACCUACACCAAUAUUUUAUGUUAUUACUGAAGGUAUGUGCUCAGCAUAUCUGGUUUAGAUUUGAUCAUUUUAUUGGCACAUAUAUAUGCGAAACAGGACAAAUUAUGAGAAAUUGUGUUGUAUUGAGUGGGAUUAACAAAACCAUUCACUGGCUGCAGUUUGGCUCAUUGGGUUGUCUGUUGGAUUGUGGCUGAGGUUCUUGGAGAACAGAGGUAGCAGCUCCUACAUGAUGACUGAUUGUAGUGUGUAUGACUCUACGGCGCCAGGUGUGCAUUUUAGCAGGCACAUUUUAAUGAUUCUGCUGUAGUUCAUUUUUAUUCAGUAAGGGGUUUUAGGGAUAGUAGGGUUAAUAUUUCUAGUUGUUCGGUAUGUAAAGACAAUAUGUUCUUUAGAAAGCAUCUGAGUGGUGGUGGCAUAAAUGUAUCGCUCAAAGUUGUACUAAUGGAAUUCCUGUAUUGUUCUGAAAGUAGCUGCUGCCUCCCUUUUGUUUAUUAUAUGAGAGUCAUCUCACUGACAGCUGAACAUGAUAGCCGUGAGAGCACACAGGUUUCAAACCCUGGUACUGUACAUUGACAUUUAUGCUUGUAAUCACACAUUUUACUUGUGACAAGUUGUGUUCUGCAAUCUGCUUUUAAGGUCUGUUUUAAUACAUUGUACUAGACCCAACAUAAUGGUGCAUUUGACUUUCAAACCUCUCAUUUUUGAGCAUCUCCAGACAAAAUCUGAAGUCUGAAAUACUAGUUUGUCCUAAGCAUGUGCAUAAGAGAAAGCAGAGGCGAACUGUGUAAUGUCAUAAUUUCAUUGUGUGAUUGCACAGAGGUGGGAGAGGCCAUUAGACUGGUUGCUAUGUGUAGUAAUGAACAUUUAUUAGCGAUUCCAAAAUGGGGCUGGUUCAGUGUCAUAGCAUUCAUGUCAUACAUUGUUGUUUGAAAGAACAGGACAUAAGAUUUGAACAUAGUGUUUUGUUGUAGGCGAGUUGGAGUCCGAGUUUUGUUGUUGGAUUUGAAAAGCACAAGAGGUUCAGUGUUACCUAUUCCUGUUCAGACGCGACUGAAUACAUUUCACAGUUGUAUGUUUCCUCCCUUUCCAUUUUAAUAUCUAAUGACUGAUGGAUUUUAAGACUGACGGAAUGUUUGUUGACCAGGUCAUCCUUUUAAAGAGGACUAAAUAAUGCCGGUGGCCUGUUUUUUGGCUGUUUUUAUUAGCCUUUUUUGCAACCCCGAAGCGCACACUGUGUGGGCUUAAUGGAAAUAUGAAACACACUAGGACUUGCUGUUCCUGUCAAAGUCACAGUAUAAGUAACAUUGUUACCUCAUUAGGGGCCAAAGUGACUUUUUAAAUUCUUAAAUGAAAAAUCAUCAUAAUUGAUACAGUGCUACAUUGAACCUAAGAGGAAAUCAUUUAGAAUUAUCCUACUGUAUUCUUGUGUGAGAGCGGCAGCAGCAUUCAAAUACAGCACAAGGGCGCUAACCUGCCAUGUUUUUUUUUUUGUUUUUUUUAAAUAUCAUAAAAUCGCAACAUAGUUAAUAACAAUAAUAAUACACUUAUGUAUCCCUAACUUCAAAUGUACAAGUCUAAUGUUUUAGCUGUUUAGUGUUGUGGCAGAAAUUGGAAAGUCUUACAAAUCCUCUGACCAAAACAGUCUCUAAAGAAUUUGUCCAUUCUUUUGCCUCUGGAAACACUCCAUUUGUCUAAUCUGCAGUCUUAGGCCUUUGUCUUGUAAAACUGCAGAAUUAUUAUAUUAUAUUAUAUUAUAAAACUGCAGAAUAUUGUAUUGAUCAAACAGUUCUUUAGGGCUGUAUGAAAAAAGCGAUGAUAACACUGUUUACAAGCAUUUGUGAGUGGGAGAGUGUAUUGGGGACCCUCAUGAGCUAGUUAGCAGGCUAAGUUUCUGCCUAAUAUGAGAUUGGAAGGCUGGAAGAGGUUGUACACGUGGUAAAAAAACACUGAUCACUCCUAGGGGAAACUCAAGUGCCUGUGCUGUGUUGAGUUCACCCUUGGUCUUCUUGGCGUUCUUUUUGUGCACAUAGUGCAUUUUUAUCUGUUUUUCUCUGUGGCGUAGUUGUGUUAAUGCUGCGUGUGAACGCGCAGUGCUCCAAAACUCUCGUUCAUUAGUAAAUCACAUGUGCCAAUACAAAUCUUUCAGACAUGGAUGCUAACUACUUCCCUCACACAUCUCCAUUCUGCAGUCUCACGGUCAGUGGUGUGUAACUUCCACCCAGGCCUUAAUUAACUGCAGUGGAUUGUCACAAUAUCUUUUUUUAUAAAUAAUUUGUCUAAGCACGUCCCACGACUGACCAAACUGCUCUGAAGGAAUGCCAGCAUAUUCACUGUACUGUCAUACCUUGUUGGAGAGCGUUAGUUCUAAAGCUGAUUUAGUUGGACAUACUCUGUUUGCCAAGGUGACUUACUUGAUUUUAUUUUUCCAUAUUUUUUUUUUCUUUGUAUUGAAGUAGAUGGUAAUUGUAUGUCUGGUAAAGGAAGUUGGUAUCCACAUAUUUAACACUAAAACAUUGGAAGAAAUACCCCUUUUUGUAAUGUGCAUAACAGUAAUAAAAUAUACUGGUUUCCAAGU